This is a messenger RNA of Canis lupus familiaris (dog), 1018 nucleotides long. Its product is annotated as cytochrome P450 3A12-like. Gene Ontology annotation, biological process: steroid metabolic process; oxidative demethylation. Lineage: Eukaryota; Metazoa; Chordata; Mammalia; Carnivora; Canidae. Gene Ontology annotation, molecular function: heme binding; oxidoreductase activity, acting on paired donors, with incorporation or reduction of molecular oxygen; testosterone 6-beta-hydroxylase activity. The record is from RefSeq and is a predicted model, not a curated record. The transcript is spliced from 5 exons. Bases 102 to 818 code for a protein of 238 amino acids.
AGGAUACUUCACGUCUGAUUUACUUCUGACUUCACAAGUGAUUUUUUUGCCAUGGAAAUUUCUCUUUUUGUUUCUAGCACCGAGUGGACUUUCUUCAGCUGAUGAUUAACUCCCAGAAUUCCAAAGAAAUGGACACUCAUAAAGCUCUAUCUGAUUUGGAGCUGGUGGCCCAAUCUAUUAUCUUUAUUUUUGCUGGCUAUGAGACCACUAGCACUUCUCUUUCCUUCCUUAUGUAUGAAUUGGCCACUCACCCUGAUGUCCAGCAGAAACUGCAGGAGGAGAUUGAUGCGACUUUCCCCAAUAAGGCAUUGCCCACUUACGAUGCCCUUGUGCAGAUGGAAUAUCUGGACAUGGUGUUGAAUGAAACUCUCCGAUUAUACCCAAUCGCUGGUAGACUUGAGAGGGUCUGUAAGAAAGAUGUGGAAAUCAGUGGUGUGUUCAUUCCCAAAGGGACAGUGGUGAUGGUGCCAACCUUUACUCUUCAUCGAGACCAGAGUCUCUGGCCAGAGCCUGAGGAAUUCCGACCUGAAAGGUUCAGUAGGAAGAACAAGGACAGCAUAAAUCCUUAUACAUACCUGCCUUUUGGAACUGGACCCCGAAACUGCAUUGGAAUGAGGUUUGCGAUCAUGAACAUGAAACUUGCCCUUGUUAGGGUCCUGCAGAACUUCUCCUUCAAACCUUGUAAAGAAACACAGGUCAGAGAGAUAACGUUCUGCAUAAAUAAUCCCCUGAAAUUAAAUGCUCAAGGGAUUAUUCAACCUGAAAAGCCCAUUGUUCUCAAGGUUGAGCCAAGAGAUGGGAGUGUAAAUGGAGCCUGACUUUCCCUAAGGACUUCCUUUUGUUCUUCAAGAAACUAUCCCAGAACACCAGAGACCUCAAUUUCCUUUGAUUAUGUGGUUUCACUCAUGUAGGGAAUAUAAGAAAUAGUGAAAGGGGUUGUAGGGGAAAGAAGGGAAAAUGAGUGGGAAAAAUUAGAGAGGGUGACACAGAAUGAGAAACUCUUAACUCUGGGAAAUGU